CGCUCUCAAGUGCAGGCAUCCAUCCGUCAAAGCGACACCAGCUAAUUGACUAACUACCCACCCCACACCCACCUGUCUGUUACACCCACGCACAUACGCAGUGAAUGAAUGCACAUAGAUAACAUACAGCCUAUUUAUUGACUUACUACUAAAGACGGAAACCCAGUGCAUGAGUGGCACGGCACCUCCUUCCAUCACGCCACACAGCCACGCAGUCACUCACAUCCCAUCGCACAAACAGAAGUGCUCGUCUCGUCCACCCGUCGGUCCGUCUAUCUAUCUAUCUACUGCACCUUCUUUCUCUCGGCUGCUGCCCCUGUUUGGGGGACGGGCCGCUUGUCGGUCGCUGUGGCACUUCUUGUGAUGAGAGGCGCCAGUGCGAUGACGGCCACGAGCGAGAGGGCCGCGAGUGAGAGGAAGAGGACGUCCCAGCCGUAGGUGUCGGUGAUGGUGGCCGUGAGGCUCCCCUGCAAUAUCGACCCCACGCUGCCAACACCAUUCACAAAACCUGCACACCACCCCACAGCAGCCAUGGCCAGAGACACACACAACUCGCGUGAGUGUUGUGUAUGCCCUCCACUGUAUGCAAUGCAUUGCACACCGACCCGACCGAAGCUUUGUACCUGUGGCAGUGCCCAUGGCGGGCUGCGCGUUGUGUUUCUCGCAGAGGUCGCUGCACGCAGCCCCCCCGAGCACAGAAUCGGGCCCCGCCACCGCCAGCCCCACCAGGAACAUCAGCACCAUGUUCGGAAGCAACCCGAACCCACCCGCCUGAGGGGUAUAGGGAGAAUGGACAGAUAGAGAGAGGGUGAUCGAUGGCUCAUGAAUGAGCGGUCUGGUUGGCGGGCGGGAUGGGCGGGGUGUGUGCUUGAGUGCGUCACGUACAUGUGCAUACGCCGCUGCGAGUGCGCCUGUUGCUGCCGACAUCAUGCCCACGACCAGCAGCCGCCGACCGCCGAAGUACUUGUCCGAUAACACACUGCGAGGUUGGUUCGUCAGACGGACACACACACACAGCACACAAACAAGGAGAGGGCAGACCAUGGCCUGUCUGCUUGGACUGCGUCGACGUUUACCGACCCGCAAGCAAUCGAGCCGAGCACCCCGCCCACAUCGAACAGCGACGACAUGAACGCUGAUUGACAACAAGCAGACAGACAGAGAGAGAGUCGCGUUUCUUCCACGCCUGUCGGUCGGUCGAUCGGCCUUAUUUUAUUUAUCUGCCUGGCCACCAGCUUGUGAGGGUGGGUAUCCGCCCUGUUUGGUGAGGAAGUAUGGCAGCCACAUCAUCAUGGUGUACCGCACCAGCUUGAUGCAAAAGUACGCCACGCCCAAGUUCAUCAGCCCCGGGAUCAGCAGCACCUGCUCACACCACCAUCCAUCCAUCCAUCCAUCCAUCGCACCCACGUCUUCUUAAGACGCUGCACCCAAAGGCACCUGUCCCAGCGUCAUUCUGUCAGUCCCCUGCCCUUUGUCGCUGCUGCUGCUGUUGGUGCUGGUACUUGAUGGUCCGGUGGGUGGGCUAGCCGUGGAGGCAUCUGAGUCUGCGGGGGCCACAGAUGACUUGGGCCUCUCUGGCGACGGCUGGCUGCUGCCUCCCGUCACCUCGGCAGGACUCUCCUUCAUCAAGGCGAAGAUGGCCAAGCCACAGAGACCCACCUGACAGACAGACAGACAGACAGACACAGACAGACAGGGCGAGGUGGUCCAGCACUGAGUGGGUGAGUUUGAGUGUGGCCUAUGCAUAUGCAUAAUGGGAUGCCAACUCUCUGACUGACCCAAGCAGCUGGCAGAGUGAAGGCGCUCCGCCAUCCGAAUGUGGUCAAUGCGAAGCCUGCGAUGCUGUUGGACAGGACACCACCGAUCUGCUGACACGUUGUCCACACCCCUGCAAGAGUGAAUGCAACCACAACAAUGCCACCCAUCCACCCACCCACACAUGUGCUUCCUGCCUGCCCGCCUGCCAGACCCUGGUUGCGUACCUACCGAGUGUUUUGCCCCUAUUGGUGGCGUCCAUCCACGGGUUGAGCGCCUUGAUCAUCAUGGGGAAGCCCCCGCUCUGGGUCAAACCGUUGACGCCCCAGCACACCACCAUUACCCACACAGAGCCACUGCCGUACGCAGCGAACACCAGGGCCGCCACAGCCGACCCCAGGUAUCCCACCGUCAGCACCCUUCGCGGCCCAUACACGUCGCCCAGGGCGCCUGUGAGGAACUGCCCCACUGCAUAGCAGACGAGGAAGCCCGUGUCGAUGGAGCCCAGCUGCUGCCUCGAGACGCCCAGGUCGGUCUCGAGCGCGCUCUUGACGAUGGACAGCGGCUUCCGGGUGAGGUACAGCGACGCGUACGUCACGUACGUCAGCACAAACAUGAUGCGCCUCCACUGCUGCACGUGCAGGGCUGCCGCCUCGGAAGCAGACGGCCCAGGAUCAUCUGCAGACACCAUCUUAGCCCGAAUUACGCACAGAUCUUCUUCCCUUGCGAGGAGACAAGUGGAGUGCCUGCCCUUCGGGCAGGCGUAUCCGUAAAACAGUAAAGGGGUGUUUGGAAAAUCCGUGAAACUGGAAGGGAUGGCCGUGAGUAGUUUUCUUUUUUCCCUCCUUUGUUCGGCUGCCGAACGACAUGUGGAUGGCACCAGAA
Molecule: messenger RNA, 2640 nt
Organism: Vitrella brassicaformis
Lineage: Eukaryota; Vitrellaceae
Source: the annotation of a GenBank genome assembly